AUGCAGUGGAAAGAAAUUAAUUUGUAAUUACUUCCAAGAACUUCUCCAUAAUCAAGUAGGAUCAUAAUUUUGAUAGAAACCUUAGAUUAGGUAUGAAUUUCUUUAGUAUUUUUGUUUACUGUAUUUCAGAAGAUUGAAUAUUAAGUAAAUUUAAGUAGUAGGUGAAAUUUAAAGCUUGAAGAUUAUAAAAGAUAUGGCUUCUCAGAAAUCAAAAGGAUAAGCAUUCAUAACUUAUAAUCAUCCAGACUCCAACAAAAAAGCAAGUAAGAAUUAUAACUAAAUUUUCAUCAAGUCGGAGUCAAGAGUUAACAUCUUUGUUGACAAUUUACCAGAAAGUUCUUAUGCGAUAGAAGUAUUUUUUUUCAAAUAUUGAUUUGAAUAAGUAAAAUGUAUGGAUUAUAAAAGAAAAUAAUUAAAGGUGAUUAUGUUAAAAAAUGAGUCAUGGCUAUGUUCAAUUUGAGAAUACAGAAGAAGCUGAUAAUUUGAUGAAGUGAAUUAUGAUAUACCCAAUCAAUCACAUUAGGAAAUAGCUGAAAUUAAAAUAAUUCAAAGUCUAUACUUAGUAAAAGUUGAAUCCAAUUUGAGGAACUAUGCCACACCUUUAUAAUAGAAGUAUUUAGAAUAAGAGAAAUUAGUCAGAGUAAUUAAAUAUUGGUGGUUUCUGAUGAUUAAAGAUUUUUUAUAAAAAUCGGGUUUUAGUGAAGAAUUGUAUUGUAAAGGGACUAAAUACAAGAUAGCCUUUUACUAAAAUCACAUUCGAAACACCAGAAGUAGCAAAAAUAAAUUUGAAUAUUUGUGAGCAAUACAAAAUAUAUAUGUAUAUAUUUAAGUGCUCAUCAUACAUUGGAAUAAAUCAAUAAACAUCGACCAUCUGUCAUUAAUGAUGCAAGUGAAACCUUAUCUAUUUCUGAAAUUACUUAGGUAUUAAAAGAAAAAGCUUAAGUUCAUACUAGCACUCUCAAAUGA
Molecule: messenger RNA, 966 nt
Organism: Paramecium pentaurelia
Lineage: Eukaryota; Ciliophora; Oligohymenophorea; Peniculida; Parameciidae
Source: the annotation of a GenBank genome assembly